AUGGCGUCAGUAGCUGCCCGGACACGAGCCCGCGAGAGACUCGACUCGAAAACAAAACGGAGACCCGUAAGGCAUUCAGUACUCUGGGAAUCGCAAUGCAGAGCCAGACGAAUCUGAACUGGGGCAUCGCAGCGGCGGGCAGGAUAACGCAGGACUUCGUCACUGCCCUGGGAACCGUGGAGAAAUCCCGCCACGUAGUGGUCGCUGUGGCCGAUGUGGAUGGCCAGCGGGCUCAGGAAUUUGCCCAGAGGAAUCAGAUUCCCAGACAUUACGAUGGAUUCGAUGCCUUGGCUCUGGAUCGCGAGGUGGAUGUGGUAUAUGUGGGCACUCUGAAUCCAUUUCACUACGCUGUCGUUCAUCUCAUGUUGGCCAGGGGUAAAAAUGUCCUGUGCGAGACUCCGAUGUGCUUGGGAUUGGAACAGGCCAAGGAACUGUAUUCAUUGGCCGAGCAGCGAGGAGUUUUCCUAAUGGAGGGUAUGUGGUCACGUUUUUUCCCCAGCUACGAGCGUUUGAGGGAACUCCUGAAUAACGACGUCGUGGGAGAGGUGACCCAGGUGAAGAUCCAACAUGGUUUCCGUUUGGCCCAGAUGGAACGGGUCUGUAAUCGCUCGUUGGGAGGCUCCAUCCUAAUGGACAUUGGCAUCUACGCAUUGCAACUGGGUCAGUUUGUUUUCGGUGUUUCGCCUGUCAAAAUCCUGCCCAGUGGAACGCAAUUAAACAAGGAUCGAGUGGAUGUGCAGGGUGAGUUUAUGCUGGACUAUGGAGAUGGACGGAGAUUGCUGGCUUUGGUGACGGGGCUGGAGAACCUGGAGAACGAUGCCGUCAUUACGGGCACCAAAGGCGAGAUUAAGCUGUCGAACUACUGGUGUUGUACUCAAGUGAGCCGCACUAAUGGUCCUCCCGAAUCAUGGCCUUUGCCCCAGGCCAAGUUUGAUUUUCACUACACAAAUACCUGCGGAUUGAGAUACGAGGCGGAGGAAGUGCGUCGCUGCAUAGAGAAACGUCUGCUGGAAAGUCCAAAAUUCACGCAUGCUGAAAGUCUGGAACUAAUGGCCAUUACCGACGAGAUGCGACGACAGAUUGGGGUCACCUAUGAUCUUUAACUUUUAAGAAAAGUUAGAAAAACUUAGCUGUAAAUAAAAACGUAACAGAGUGGAUUAAUUAAAACGAGAUUAAAUAAUAUUAUCGUCUGUGAAAGGAAAUAUGAAUAAAUUUAUACCUUAAAAGACUA
Messenger RNA from Drosophila rhopaloa, 1231 nucleotides. Its product is annotated as trans-1,2-dihydrobenzene-1,2-diol dehydrogenase. The record is from RefSeq and is a predicted model, not a curated record. Gene Ontology annotation, molecular function: nucleotide binding. The transcript is spliced from 3 exons. The coding region runs from base 96 to 1103 and encodes 335 amino acids. NCBI's taxonomy places the organism in Eukaryota, Metazoa, Arthropoda, Insecta, Diptera, Drosophilidae.